Messenger RNA from Cannabis sativa, 459 nucleotides. RefSeq lists its product as uncharacterized. The coding region runs from base 1 to 459 and encodes 152 amino acids. The record is from RefSeq and is a predicted model, not a curated record. The transcript is spliced from 2 exons. Lineage: Eukaryota; Viridiplantae; Streptophyta; Magnoliopsida; Rosales; Cannabaceae.
AUGGUAACCAAAGUUUCCGUCACGGUGGAAACGAGAACUGGCAGACCUUUCGUGAAUGUCCAAGGUGAAAGAGGCGCCACUAGGGCGAGUGUUAGGCUAGAGCCUGCCAAGGCUGAUGCUAGCCCUUCUACUGUGACAGGUCAGCUUUCUGUUGCUGGUACUUUAUUGACUGUUCUAAUUGAUUAUGGUGCGACACAUUCUUAUAUAUCAAGUAGAGUAAUUGAGAAGUUGAAUAGACCUAGUGAUGUACUUCCAAGAGGCUUCGAAAUCUUGUUACCUACUGGAGAGCUGGUUGUCUUCAGCAGGUGGGUUCGAUCCCUUCUAGUUUUUGUGGAAGGAAGGGAAUCCUCAGUCAAUCUGACAGCACUAAAUUUGGAAGUCUUUGAUGUUAUUUUGGGUAUGGAUUGGCUUGCAAAAUAUAACGCCACUAUUGAUUAUAAAAGAAACCUUUCAUCCUGA